Messenger RNA from Heterobasidion irregulare TC 32-1, 924 nucleotides. RefSeq lists its product as uncharacterized. Lineage: Eukaryota; Fungi; Basidiomycota; Agaricomycetes; Russulales; Bondarzewiaceae. Bases 1 to 924 code for a protein of 307 amino acids. The record is from RefSeq and is a predicted model, not a curated record. Gene Ontology annotation, molecular function: RNA polymerase II cis-regulatory region sequence-specific DNA binding; DNA-binding transcription factor activity. Gene Ontology annotation, biological process: regulation of transcription by RNA polymerase II. The transcript has 3 exons.
AUGGAAUACACAUACCCUCCAACAUACAACACCCAGGGCUGGGAGGAAAGUCUCUCCUUGCUGUCGGAAGGGAAGUUCGCCUCCACCGAUGUCAAUGCUGGCAACCUCUCCGCCAGCUACCCCUUCCUCGCCGCGGAAUAUCCGGCACAACAAACAAUGGCUCAACAUCUGUACGAGCCAAUGGUCUGUUCCCUACCUCCUGAUCCCGCAUGGGCAUUGUCUCUCUCUCAGCUCGGCCACAUGGUCGCCGGGCCUUCGCAUGUCGGUGGAGACGACAUCUACGUCCCCCAGCAAAUGCUGCCGGCUGGGGAGAGUUAUCACCAGGCAGCGCCAGUUGCCUGCGAGCCCGCUGAUGGCGAGUCCUUUCGUAUCAAACCCCUCUUCUUCACUGACGGUCCCAUCAUUUCAAGAAGGACUGGCGCACGCAGGGGGGCAACGCUCCCGGUGCCGUCAUCGCAGGCGAGUACGGGUGAGGCGGUCGCGGCCAGGACCACAACCUCUGCAAGGCGAUGGCGUGCGAUCCUGCCCCGGCCAGCGGGCACUGUCCCGGCCCAGGCGGGCACCAGAAAGAGCUUCGAGGGGAAUACCCUCGACCGUUCAACAGUUACAUUAAGAAGGUCCGAUCGCAGGAAGACUCCUGCAAACAGGAUCAAUCCCAAGGCUGUAAAGGCGGCGGCCAAAGGGAAGUCCCGUGCGAAGGCCGCGACGCCGGUGCCCAGGACGGGAAGAAAGGAGACGCCAUACCUCGGUGCGAAGCACAAAUGCGAUCCCUGCAGAAAGGGGUUCGGGCGCAAGUACGAGAGGGCGCGGCACAUGAAGUGGGGGAUCGCGCACAGGGAGGGGUCGAUCGAAUGCGACCAAUGCGACAAGACUUUCAGUCGGCCAGAUUCGCUCAGGAAUCACCAGCGCUCCAUCCACAGCUGA